Molecule: messenger RNA, 2099 nt
Organism: Homarus americanus (American lobster)
Lineage: Eukaryota; Metazoa; Arthropoda; Malacostraca; Decapoda; Nephropidae
Product: monocarboxylate transporter 12-like
Exons: 7
Coding region: 183-1607 (474 amino acids)
Biological process (GO): transmembrane transport; monocarboxylic acid transport
Molecular function (GO): monocarboxylic acid transmembrane transporter activity
Source: RefSeq, a predicted model, not a curated record
UAGUAAGGAGCCGAGGAGUGAGACCAAGAUAUGAGAUGUCUGUCACGUGUUCAGUCAGUUGAUGUUUGUUAUGUGAUCCCGGGAGGAGCCGUACAUCACCACCGCCUUCCACCUCCCCUCUUGGUGGCGGACAACCUGUGACUCGUCUACAUCAAUAUUACUGAUACUAUUAAAAUCGUGUAAUGGAUUGUAAAGAAACAGCAUCACCACCACAGCGAACUAGCUCAUGCGAGGACCCAAACGAUGAAGAAUCCGCAAUGCCGAUGGUGGCAGUAACAGCCACUGGCGAGGACCCCAACCUGCCCUCUGCUAAGGAUGGAAGGUACGGCUGGGUGGUGGUGGCAGCGACCUUCGUUAUCAACAUAAUGGUGGCAGGAUACGUCAAGAGUUUCGGCCUUCUCAGCCAGUCCAUCCUGGAGCGCUUCCCCAACACCUCUGCAGCAACAGCCGGAUGGAUGAUGGGACUCAUGACGGGCUGCCGAGGAAUCCUGGCUCCGAUGUUGGGACCGCUGAUGGUGAUGGUGGGCCCUCGGUUGUGUUCUGUGUGUGGCGGUCUGUUAGUCGCCCUGGGCCUCCUGCUAGCCCUGCCUGCCACCUCCGUCUUCCACCUGGCCGUCACUGUGGGUGGCCUCGUAGGUGUGGGUCUGGCCAUGAGCGAGACGCCGGGUUUCAUAGUCAUUUCCCAAUACUUCGAAAAGCGACGAGCUACAGCCAAUGGAUUACGAUCUGCCGGAAACCCCUUCGGAGGUGUGGUGUUCCCCUUCAUUGUCGUCUUCCUUUCCCGAGAAUUCUCACUCUGGGGCAUCCUUAUGCUACUCUGCGGCAUUAUGCUGCAGAUCUGUGUGAUGGGAAUGUUACUGAGGCCAUUCUAUGUUCACCAGAGGAUAGUAGAGCGGGACUACUACAGGAGCUCCUCCCUCAACGCUCACGAGCACCAGUCCAGGGAUUCCGGUCAGGUGAAGAAAAUCAUUGAGAAAAAUAAUUCGGCAAGCAAGAAAAAACCUCUAGAAUUAUCCUACCUGAAGAACCCAGUGUACCUGGUGUACUUAGUGAUGAUCAUGUGUACUUGUGCGGGCCUUAGCAACGUGUUUUACUACCUUAUACUCUUCAGUCUAUCCAUCGGCCUGAGUGAGACUGACGUCUCCUUCAUUGUGGCCUUCCUCUCAGUCCUCGACAUGUUCGCCAGGAUGGUCAUCGGUAGGAUCGGUGACACCAAAAUCAUAAAGAAGAGACACAUGUUUAUACUGGGGCAGAUAUUGGCCGGGGUGUCGCUAUUUCUGGUGUCUUCCACUAAGAGCUUCUGGCCUCUGGUAUCGGUGGUGUGGAUUCACUCAGUGGGCGUCGCUGCUUUCUGGGCACUCAUCAGUACCCUCCUAGCCGACCAGUUUGGCGAAGAUUCCCUGGCCACCACCUGGGGCUUCUUCAGGAUGACGCAAGGUGUCUUCAGCUUUGUUUAUCCCUCACUGCUGGGACUGGUGGCUGAUGUGGUCGGGUGGAUGGGAGCGCCUCUCAUCUUCAUGGGUUCUAUGUACUGCAUGGGCGGCCUCGUCUUUGCCCUUCAACCCCUCAUUGUCAGGGUCUCGGGCAUCAAAGUCAACCAGACCUGACACACCCCUGAUCACUAACGCCACACACACACACACAACAUCCUUGACCACCGGAGGGUCAAGACCUAUCAGGCGCUGCUCCUGCUGCGGCAGCUGCCCCCAGCCAAUGUUUGACCCAUUCCCCAAGUCCCUCUCCUCGACCCAUCCUCACCACAGGGAUAUCAAUUUCGUUUCGGAAAGAAGUGGGAGCAGUGUUGAACAGUGAUGAACAGUGCUUAAGCCAGUGAAUUCAGCACUAGACAGUGCAAGCAAGAGCCGUGACCCACCAGUGAGAUAAGCACCCCUGGGAAAGUACCACCAUCUUCUAACUAGGCGGUGUUAAUAAGUCCACCCUGGGAAUAACAGUGGGUCGGGUUUACACCUGACUAUGUGAUAACACAACAUCACCUAGCAGAGAGUGAGGUACUGUGACACCAUCCCACACUGCACGGUGUCUCCAUGACCACUUGAGGUCCUUCAUAUCAACACCUAUGGACGAGUUACUGCACCACG